AUGGAUAAUCCGGUUUUUUUGGAUGAAGAAAUUCCAUUUGUUGAAUCAGGUGUUUAUGAAAUCGAUGAAGCAACCGGCGGAGGUCAUGGUACAACAACAACACUUGGACAUGGAAAUAUUAUAUCACUUAAUCAUCAAACACAUCAUUUUCAAGAUGAUCCAAUGUGGUCAACAACUGUACCAGUUAAACGUGGACGACGACCAAAAUCAACAGCUGUUGUUAUAACAACAUCUUCAUCAUCAAUACAAAAACCUGAACCUAAACGACGAGGACGAAAACCAAAACAAGAAAUUCUGUCACCGACGAAAUCUCUAUCAUCAUCAAUGAAUAAUAAUAAUGAUUUGAAUGAUAUUCUUUCGGAAUCAACAGAGGAUAUUAGUCAAAAACAACAACGUCGUUCAACUACAGGAGCAAAAUCAAAUAAAAAACUUAAAAAUGAAGAACAACAACUUUCUGACGAUAUUGGUUUGCGUUCAAAACGUUCUAUAAAAACUUUAUCACAACAAAAUUCUCAAUCAAUUCUUUCUAAUUCAACAACAAAUCAACUUCCAAUAACAAGCAAUAGUUCAGCGAAAUUGAAUCUUGGAACAACUGGUAAUAUAGUUAUUAUGGGUAGUACUAGUAGAGAUAAUAAAUCAAUUAAUAAUAAUGCAACAACAGCAUCAUAUGAUCAAGCAGCUAUAUUACAAGCACUUCGUCAAGCAGGUGUUAAUCCAUUACAUCAUGAUCCAACUGGAGAUGAUUCAGAUACAGAUUCUAAUGAUGAAAGUGGAUCUGAUGAUGAAUCAAUGGAUAGUGAUAAUGGAAAUAAUCAAUUAUCAGAUAUGGAUGAUUUAAUUAAUACAGCAUCACAAGGACGAACAAAUCGACAAUUAACAAAAAAUGCGAAUCGAAAAAAAUCUUCCACAACGCGUCGUUCAACAACAACAAAUAAUAAUAAUAAUAAAAAGAAACAAGAAAUUUUAGAUAAAAGUGAUACAGAUGAUGAUGAUGACGAUGAUGAUGAUGAUUCAUCAGAUAAUGAAGAUCUUGAUGAUUUAGGUGUUGGAAAUGAUACAAAUAAUAAUUUAAGUAGUAUUGUUGAUUCACUCGAUGGUGAUCCAUCAUUAAUUGUUCCACCAGAUUAUUCUAAUCCAGAUUAUGUUCAAAAUCUCGUUAAACCACAUCGUAAACGACGUACACAUUUACCAACUGAUGAUCAACCUAAAACUAUACGUUGUCCACAAUCUGGGUGUACAAAAAUGUUUCGUGAUACUGCAUCAAUGAAUAAACAUUUACAUACACAUGGACCACGUGUACAUGUAUGUCAUGAAUGUCAAAAAUCAUUUGUUGAAAGUUCAAAAUUACGUCGUCAUCAAUUAGUACAUACAGGUGAAAAAGCAUUUCAAUGUCCAUUUGAAGGAUGUGGAAAACGUUUUUCACUUGAUUUUAAUUUACGUACACAUGUUCGUAUACACACAGGGGAUAAACCUUAUGUUUGUCCAUUUGAUGGUUGUAGUCGGCGUUUUGCACAAUCAACAAAUCUUAAACAACAUCUUUUAACACAUGCAAAAAUUCGUUCACAUCAACCAUUUGCAAUUCCAGCUGUGGCUGUUACAAUUACAGAAAUUCAACCACAGUAUUGA
Molecule: messenger RNA, 1626 nt
Organism: Adineta steineri
Lineage: Eukaryota; Metazoa; Rotifera; Eurotatoria; Adinetida; Adinetidae
Source: the annotation of a GenBank genome assembly